AUGGAUAAGGAAACCAAACGGUGGCACUAUUUUGGUCAGCCGUUUGUUGCCCGCUAUGUUCGCUUCAAUGUACUGACAUGGAGGACGCGUAUAGCAAUGCGUGUCGGUGUGAUUGGCUGUCUGUUUGACGGCCAGUGUCCCGACGGGUUUUUCCGUGUUAACAACUAUAGCGAAUGCGUGCCCAACUUGGCCUAUCAUCGUAGCACUUGGAUCAAUGAUAAACGUCACUCGUGGACGCACUGGGAGUUCGGUAACUCUAACUAUGCAGUGGAUGGUAUCAGCGGCAACAGUGGAGGCGCCGACACCUCCGCCGAUGACUACGAUCAACAACACCAACAACAGUCAACAACUAUGCAAAAGUGUGCCCUUUUGGACAACUAUUUUGUUGAGACACCCGUCUGGAUGGUCGACUUGGCCGAAACGGUUCCGAUUCACGGUGUAGUCAUAGUUUCGUGGCCACACCACUACAUUGAUAACAAUAUCGAACGGUUGACCAUUGCCUACGAUAAGAGCGCCAAAUUUAUAACCACCACCACUACUACUGCCGGCGGCGGCGGCGGCGGUGCCGUCAAUCAGACUCUAUCGGCGACAGGUAUUGGUGGUGGUGGUGGCGGUGGUGGCCAUCAUUCGCUAAAGACAUGCGCCCGUAUCGGUGCCGACCAAUUGCGCCGAUCGUCUCGUAUUCACGUGACCUGCGAUACACACGCUGUCGCCCGAUAUGUCUAUAUCAUUGGCUUCGGUGUCGACAAACAUUCGCGACAUUUGUUUAGCGCUAUUCUGUGCGAAGUCUAUGUCUAUUAA
Messenger RNA from Oppia nitens, 801 nucleotides. RefSeq lists its product as uncharacterized. Lineage: Eukaryota; Metazoa; Arthropoda; Arachnida; Sarcoptiformes; Oppiidae. The record is from RefSeq and is a predicted model, not a curated record. The coding region runs from base 1 to 801 and encodes 266 amino acids. The transcript is spliced from 2 exons.